GCCGAGUUUCUACAGAAUGAAUUAGGUGGAUGAAAUAGGCUCGAAUCUUCAGAGUGGUUCUUGUGAGAUGCUUCAUCGGUGACGUCACACAGAUUGCCACUGCCCUCAGACUACUUUAGGCCCGGCUCAGAGUCCAGGAGUCCAGGCAGCCAGGGAGACAGCAGGAGUUGGAGUCUGAAUUGGGGAGAGUAAGGAAGAAGCCUGCCACAGCCCAGGUGUGUCCUUGAACCUCAUCAGGAGGUGAGGACAAGCCGGAAGUUGAGUCGGCCGGAAGUUCCCCCCCAGCCCUUGAGAGGAUGGAGCGGUCCACCCAGGAGCUGUUCCUCAACUUCACCGUGGUCCUCAUCACCGUUCUUCUCAUGUGGCUCCUCGUGAGGUCCUAUCAGUACUGAGAGAGGCCAGGACUUGCUCCCAGGCCUGCCUCCAUGCGUGCCUGCCCUGAGAGCCCACAGCUGCCCUCGUCAUGGGGGGUCGCUCUUGGCACCCCUCGCUCCUCUCCCCCGCACUCACCAUGCCAGACAUCUCCCAGCACCAGGGGUGAUUGUGUGUUCUCUAAAGAUGCUGCUUGCACGGCCUGUCGCGUGGUGACCAGUGAACACUAGAUCUAGCCCCAGCUCCUACUGCUAAUGUGUUAGACAGGCCACAAGGUCAGAAUCAAACUGGAUUCAUGUUGCUGCUGAAUUAGAACAGCCCCUGAUGUG
Molecule: messenger RNA, 701 nt
Organism: Perognathus longimembris pacificus (Pacific pocket mouse)
Lineage: Eukaryota; Metazoa; Chordata; Mammalia; Rodentia; Heteromyidae
Gene: Sln
Product: sarcolipin
Exons: 3
Coding region: 297-392 (31 amino acids)
Cellular component (GO): membrane
Molecular function (GO): enzyme regulator activity
Source: RefSeq, a predicted model, not a curated record